Molecule: messenger RNA, 705 nt
Organism: Trachymyrmex cornetzi
Lineage: Eukaryota; Metazoa; Arthropoda; Insecta; Hymenoptera; Formicidae
Gene: LSm3
Product: U6 snRNA-associated Sm-like protein LSm3
Exons: 3
Coding region: 390-686 (98 amino acids)
Biological process (GO): mRNA splicing, via spliceosome
Molecular function (GO): RNA binding
Source: RefSeq, a predicted model, not a curated record
CUUCAUUUAUCUUCGGGCCCAUCAGGCUCGCUUGAUAGUAAAAAAAUUUACCUGGUUGCCUUUACUGUCAUAGUGUCGCAAGUAAUGAGUGAUAAAGACAGAAUGAAAUUAUAUUAGGUGAAAAGAUAUUCUUUUUAAUUAAUUGUUAAAUUGCAAGAAUUGGGAAAUAACAAUAUGGCGUCUGCUUCCACUUCCUUCUCUAAACCACAGUAAAACACCGACACGCAGAUCAGUUAUAUUCUACCUCUAGGGUGGUAGCCGGUAACCUAUAAUCUCCUAUAAUACAUCAAUUACGAGAUAUUUAAAUUCUACACAUUAAUUCGAUCCUCGAUUGCGUCGUUGAUCGCCGAUUAUUACGCAAUUGUCACAAGAAACUUAAAAAACGCGCUAUGGUUGAGGAAUCAGAGCAGUUACCACCAAUAGAUGUGAAGGAGCCGUUGGACCUCAUAAAGCUAAGCCUGGAGGAGCGGAUUUAUGUAAAGAUGAGAAACGAGAGAGAACUCCGAGGAAAACUACAUGCUUUCGACCAACACUUGAACAUGGUGCUGGGUGAUGUGGAAGAGAUCAUAAACAUAGUGGAGAUCGACGAAGAAACAUACGAGGAGAUCUAUCGCCAGAAAAAGAGAACCAUCCAGAUGCUAUUUGUACGCGGCGACGGUGUCAUCCUGGUAUCUCCACCCACAUAAAAUCAGCUUGACAUUUGAU